GCCAAUGACCAAUUUCCACAAAUUGCUAGAUUUCCUAGGACAGACAAAAAAGAUAGAAUAUACUUUGGUGAUUUGUCAAUAGCGACAGAUAAUCCAAGUCUGCGAAAUCUACGAGGUAUGUUGGUAUGUACAUGCAUAAAAAGCAAGGAUUCAGUUGGUUAAAGCUUUAUUAAAAUUGAGUGUUAAUUAUUCUUAAUAACAGAAUUAGAAAUAGAAAUUGAUAUAAUAAGCUAAAAAUAGUAAUCGAUUUAAUUAGAAUGCAGCGUUCGGAAUUGACCAAACGUGCCCUAGUAACAAUCAGCGCUUGUAGCAUACAACCUUCUUCGUUUUUACAAGAUGUGUUUGAGCGAUACGUAAUAAAAACCGUGAUCUUAAUCUCGAAUAGAUUCGAAAGAAAACGAAGAGAGAAAUACACGCGUGUACGAACGAGUACGGGGAUCCGACGUUCUGAUUAGUUUCCAGGGCUUGCACGCGGAGCGGAGGAUGAAAUACGUAUCGUGAUCUCCUCCACCCCGCUCACACGAUCACGUUUUACAAUUAAACCCGUGCUUUCGAACCGCUGUACUGUAUCCCAAUCUAAAAAGGGAACAAAAGAAGAAGAAAUCCGCGCCCCUCUUCCGAGAUCACGGAUCUACGAAUAGUGAUCGACAGCCCUGUCGGGAACAUCGGACGCGUCGUAAUUGGAAUGUCCACAUGAGGCUGCUGAAAUUCCUGCUUCGUUAUUUCCCACCAGGUCUCGCGUUGGAAUACACGCAAGGCGGCGACAUCAAGACAAAAAUGAUAGAUCUGUUGGAUUUGUCCGCUGAAACGGACAUAAGGACAUUAGCAGAGAGCAUAAGAGCAGCUGAACCUGUAAUAACCGAAGGGGUUGUGGACCAGUUGAUUGAGACCCUGCGUAAACUACAGGAUAAGGUCUGCGACGUGGACACAAAACGCUACUACAAAUAUAAAACCCUACAAACACAUCUCUUGCCCGUUACUAACGUAGCGUUCGAUAAACUAGGUAAAAGAUGCUUGACCGGCAGCUACGACCGAACUUGUAAAGUUUGGGACAUUGACAGUGGAACGGAGCUUCUUACUCUCGAAGGCCAUAAGAACGUCGUCUAUGCCGUCUCCUUCAACAAUCCGAUCUCGGACAGAAUCGUGACCGGAUCCUUCGAUAGGACAGCGAAGGUCUGGUGUUCGCGGACAGGUUACUGCCUCGCGACCAUGUGGGGUCAUGAUGCAGAAGUGACGGUAGCCAAGUUUUCACCGACGCGAUGCGAGAUCGCGACUGGGUCCAUCGACGCGACAUCAAAAAUAUUCCACGCGGAAACUGGUCAGGAGUUGGGCACGUUAAAUGGUCACAAGGCUGAAGUUAUUGCGUUGCAUUACAACGACGAUGGAAACCAGAUGAUAUCAGGUUCUUUCGAUGGUACUGUGAAUGUUUGGGACACGAGGACUUUCACACGAUCGAGUAUGCUAAGCGGGCAUCGCGCGGAGCUAUCAAACUGCUUGUACAAUUUCGACUGCUCGCUUAUCGCGUCGUCCUCGAUGGACAAGAGUGCAAAAGUGUGGGACAUAAGAACAAAUUCCUGCCUGGCUACACUAUCGGGACACGAUGAUGAGGUGCUGGACCUCGCGUUCGACAACAAUGGCAGAAAACUGGCGACCGCCAGUGGUGACACUACGGCGCGAGUUUGGAACGUGAACGGCCAUUUCCAACAACUGGCUCUGAUGAGAGGUCAUCGCGAGGAGGUCUCGAAAGUGUGUUUCAGUCCGAACGGUCAGCAACUUUUAACCGGCUCGUCGGACAGAACGGCUAAACUGUGGUCCAUGGAUGGUACCUGUCUCCAGCAACUGCGAGAGCAUACGGACGACAUCUUCGCCUGCGCGUUUUCCUAUACAGGGGACAGCAUAAUCACCGCCAGCAAGGACAAUACUUGUACGAUCUGGAGAUGAUUCGACUGGUUUCGCGUAUGCGCCUAGCUGCUACUCGUCGCUCUGUUUAUCGUUUACGUUGUGUAUUUUUACGUUAUCUAAAUCUACGGUAGAGCUGCAGGUAUAGCUUAUCGUUUUCCGAUGAACGGGGCGACGACGGUAUAUCGUUUCCACCUUUUACCAAAUACACGUAGCGUCAAAAGUUUCAUCACGGUAAGAAGAUAUUUGCAAAGACAAAGAAAUUUUACUAUAAGCAAAAGUUUGCUCUUUGCGAAAUCUGCAAAUAUAACUUGCUGACUUGAUAAAAAAACUUUAUAAGUCUGUUAAUAAUAUUGUUUAUUAACUAUAAUAUAUAAUUAUUAGAUAUG
Messenger RNA from Ooceraea biroi (clonal raider ant), 2288 nucleotides. Its product is annotated as dynein assembly factor with WDR repeat domains 1. Gene Ontology annotation, molecular function: protein binding. Lineage: Eukaryota; Metazoa; Arthropoda; Insecta; Hymenoptera; Formicidae. The record is from RefSeq and is a predicted model, not a curated record.